UGAUGGUGCUUUCUAGAAGUUGCUAGUGGACCACAUCUCUUGGAGGUAUGACCCGAGGUUAAAACUAAACCAAAGAUCAUCUGAUCACCCUCAGAAGGGUUUGGUGGCCUACGGUGGCACAAUCCCAGGCCACAAACCAGAGUCUUAGAAGACGGACGGAGAGAAGCCAUCCAGCACAGAACCCUUUGGUCACCAACAAAGCCAGCCUCUGAUGGGACCCUAAGGCUUGGAGACCACCCGCAUUGUAUGACAAGUACCGUUCAGGAGUCAUGGAGACGGCAGUGAUUGGGGUGGUGGCAGUGCUGUUUGUCAUCACCGUGGCCAUCACCUGCGUCCUCUGCUACUUUAGCUAUGACUCAAAAACCCAAGAUCCAGAGAGGGGUCCCGGACGCAGCUUCACUGUGGCCACAUUUCACCACCAGGAGGCGUCGCUCUUCACAGGGCCUGCCCUCCAAUCCCGGCCACUGCCAGCAGCCCAGAACUUCUGGACUGUUGUGUGAGGCUGGCAAAUCCCUUGGCAUUUGUUCUGCUAGUGGGUCAGGCUCAUCUACCCCUCCGAUAAGCAUUGUCUGGUGUCUCAAUCCUCCCGGGC
Molecule: messenger RNA, 592 nt
Organism: Acomys russatus (golden spiny mouse)
Lineage: Eukaryota; Metazoa; Chordata; Mammalia; Rodentia; Muridae
Gene: Spaar
Product: small regulatory polypeptide of amino acid response
Exons: 1
Coding region: 270-500 (76 amino acids)
Source: RefSeq, a predicted model, not a curated record